ACUUUUUUACUGUGUCACAAACAACACUGGAUUUACAAAGAAUGGGAGAGGCCCUCAAAUUCGACGUGAUAAUCUUAGGAGCAUCAGGUUUCACCGGCAAACAUGUCCUCAAAGAAGCUCUCAAAUUCCUCAACAACAACACUUCAACAUCAUCAUCAUCAUCUCUCAAUUUCAAAUCCAUAGCCAUAGCGGGUCGCAACCCUUCAAAACUCACCCAAACACUCCAAUGGGCAACCCGACCCGACCCGACACCAAAAAUCCCCCUCCUCGCCGCCAACACUGCCGACCCGGAAUCCCUCCGAGCCCUCUGCGCCCAAACCCGCCUCCUCCUCAACUGCGUCGGACCCUACCGCCUCCACGGCGAGGCCGUCGUCGCCGCCUGCGUCGAAACGGGUUGCGACUAUCUCGACAUAACGGGCGAAGCAGAGUUCAUGAACCGGGUCGAGCGAAAGUACCACGAGAUUGCACUAAAGAACGGUUCUUUGGUGGUUUCUGCAUGUGGGUUUGAUUCGGUUCCCGCUGAAAUGGGAGUGUUGUUCAAUUCGAGGCAGUGGGUGAAUCGGGCCGUGCCGAACCGGGUCGAGGCUUAUGUGAGCUUGGAAUCGGAGAGAAGGAUCGUUAUUAACUAUGGGACCUUUGAGAGUGCGGUUCUUGCUGUGAAAGAUGUGAUGAUGGAGUUGGGAUGGUCCAAACCCACAAGAACAAGGCCUGUGAUUCCUGGGCCCUCACCGAAAGGAGAAAUAAUAGAACACCAGAAGAAAAUUGGUCUUUGGGGAGUAACGAUACCUUCAGCAGAUUCAACUGUUGUUGGAAAAACACUUUCAAGUCUAACAGAAAACCCCCAUGGUCUCCCUGGGAUGAAUGAGAGUGCUGAAAUAGUAGAGAAAAGGAAAGCCUUUUGGUCAUCUGUAAAGCCAGCUCAUUUUGGUGUGAAAUUUGGCUCAAAAUCUUUGUUACACAUUGUUGGACUUAUAAUGUUUGGAAUAAUCAUUGGUCUUUUAGGAAGUACCUCUUUUGGAAGAUGGCUUCUUUUGAAAUAUCCUUCCAUCUUUAGUCUUGGUGGGUUCAGCAAGAAGGGUCCUUCUGAAGAGGAGGUGGAAAGUGCUUCAUUUAAGAUGUGGUUUGUUGGACAUGGUUUUAGCAAUGAGAGUCUUGCUGCACAGGGAAACACAAAACCUGACAUGGAAAUCAUAACAAGAAUAAUGGGACCUGAAGUUGGUUAUGUAACCACACCAAUAAUUCUGAUUCAGUGUGCUCUCAUUCUUCACAGCCAAAGAAACAACCUACCAAAGGGAGGAGUUUACCCUCCAGGGAUUAUAUUUGGUCCAACCGAUCUUCAGGAAAGACUUCAACAAAAUGGAAUAUCUUUUGAUGUCAUCUCAAAGAGCACCCUUUCUUCUUGACUGGUUUUUUCACUUUGUGUUCUUAAUCCUUCAUUUUGUUUUUUCAGUUCAUCAAAGCAGGCAAACUCCUAAAAUUUUGCUUUCAGUUCAUUAUUAAGAAUCGCCAAUCUUAACAAAUUUUAGAACAAUGCAUGACAUCUUUCAUUUUGUUAUACAAAGAGCAAAAGUUGAAGAUUUAUGUUUUAACAUUUUCAGUUAAGGUAUGGUGAGACAAGAAAAGAGUACUCUGAUGUAGUGUGGGACAAGAAGAAAAGGAUAAAAAUUUUUUUGAACACUACUGGAAUUAAAAAGCUAACAGACAAUACAAAGUUUGGGGCUCGACACCCCCAUCAAAUCCCUUCUUAAAAGGGUGUUACACAUUUGCGGAGGCUCAUGCAACACAUGCAGGUAAGUAGCAGUGACCCAUUGCUGCAAGUUUGUCAGCAACCAUAUUU
Molecule: messenger RNA, 1837 nt
Organism: Gastrolobium bilobum
Lineage: Eukaryota; Viridiplantae; Streptophyta; Magnoliopsida; Fabales; Fabaceae
Product: probable mitochondrial saccharopine dehydrogenase-like oxidoreductase At5g39410
Exons: 2
Coding region: 42-1403 (453 amino acids)
Biological process (GO): glycolipid biosynthetic process
Cellular component (GO): mitochondrion; lipid droplet; plasma membrane
Source: RefSeq, a predicted model, not a curated record